AUGGCAGACUCCAUCGCCCAAGACUUCAGCCAGAUCGAUCUUGGGGAAGAGCCGGCAGACGGCAAGAUGCCCACCCCAAGGGCUGAGCUCGAAGCUACUAUUCAAGAGCUAGUGGCGCGUGGUAACCAUCUCAACGACGAGGUAGAGACGUAUAUUGCCGCGGUUCUGGAGAAGCAAAAGGUCGGGAAGGUUUAUAAUCCAGUUGAAUACCGAAAUCUUCGCAAUGACAUGCGCAACGAGCUAGCCUUCCUACAGAAGAUUGCGGGAUCGAGCAUGGAUGAGGAAAAGGCCCGACACUACAUUGUAUCUUCGAAUCUUCUCUACUAUGAAGCACUAUGGGGCGCAGCAAAGCGCUCAAUGGGAAUCCAAAGCUUCCGCAAAUACUUCUUCUGGGACCGACAUAAAGCACCAGCAGGAAAGAGCACUACAAAAGGAGUCAGCCUGGCAAAGGGAAGCCAAGCCAAGAACAAGACUUCCGCGCUCGUUGAUAUCGUUGCAGAAGAAGGUGCAGAGUGGAUACGGGUAUCAACCGUCUCAGAGAAGCGUAUUCUAUUCGAUCUUGCGAAGUUGGGUUGGGUAAACGACUCGGACUCUGAAGACGACGAAGAUAUGCCGCCUCCACCGGAAGAUGACGAUGACGAUGAAGACCAAAUCGACGUGGUGCGGAACGCUCGAGGUCUUGCGAGAGCUGCUCGCGCGAACCCAAUUCGCGGCCGACCACCCAAGGUGCGCUUCGUCUUGACAAGAAUCUCUGCUGGGAAAACACCAGCUAUUGAUAUGAUCAUCAAUAAGAUACGCGCUACCGGUGCGAUAGUACAAUGCGGAGACGAUAUUCCACCUGCGCUCUCUAUAGAUGCUGUUCUACCGCGCCUUCUUAUCGAUAGGUCCCGGGCCCUCAGCGAUACGUUAAACAUCGACUGCACUAUUCUACUGGCCCUCAUAUCCGACAUUUCUCACAAACCAUGCCCGAUACUGGACUGGUAUCCGGGCGAAGUACGCGCCCAGAUCGAAGAGGAGGCUCAAGAGCACCUGCUACCAACACAUCUGUACCCUGCAAUCGGCUCACAUCCCAUGGUGUGCACGCGCGAAGCGGCCGAGCAGAUGAACCUGAUAGUACAGACUCUAGCAACUGACACGGAGAAGACAAGAGCGGACCUGCUACUCCGACAAGGAGACUGCGCGUCGUGGUCACAAGAGAAGCUCGCCUCUCUAUCCGACUACCCACCACCGCCCUCCUUCACCCUCCCCAUAACCGUCAAAUACCCCAACGUCUCCACCAUUACCGACAACCUGCCCCACGCCGCCACCGCCGUCGCCGCCGAACUCGGCCACCUCAAUAAAUCCAUCUUCCUCUACGGCUGGGCCGAGAGCCUCACCACCCUGAGUGCGAACCGCGGGCGCGCAAAACAGAUUGAGCAUAUCAUCAAUGAGCAUGGUCUCAAGGACGGCGAGGCGGGACCGCAUAUCUGGCUGUGUGGGGAGAGUAGGAGUUUGAUUGCGAAACAUGGGAGGAGGAAGUAG
Alternaria conjuncta is the source of this 1521-nucleotide messenger RNA. RefSeq lists its product as uncharacterized. Bases 1 to 1521 code for a protein of 506 amino acids. The transcript has 3 exons. Lineage: Eukaryota; Fungi; Ascomycota; Dothideomycetes; Pleosporales; Pleosporaceae. The record is from RefSeq and is a predicted model, not a curated record.